AUGGACUUGAAGAGGGUGAAGUGGGUGUGCAGGGACUUCUGGGAGACCUUGAAGAAAACGGGCGGCGGCGGAAGCGGCGGCACCGUAAGCGUGAAGCUCGGAAGAUGGCGGGACCAGACGGAGCCGGAAAAGAGGGGCGAGCCGGGGCCGGGAGAAAAGCCCAAGCUCGGAAGCCGGCGGAAUCGGCGGAAGUGGUCGAUGCAGCUGGGUUCACGGGCCCGGCGGGGGCCCGGUCCGGGGCCCGGUCCGGGGGCCGAGGGGCAGGCGGCACCGGGCACCCGGGCAACCAGCGCCAACCCCCAGAAAGUCCUGAACACUGACUUGCGAUGUGCUUGUGACCCAGGCCAACCGGCUUCAGCGGAACAGCAUAUCGUCCUCCCCUCGGCGCCUCACGUCCUGCACUAG
Messenger RNA from Thermothielavioides terrestris NRRL 8126, 405 nucleotides. RefSeq lists its product as uncharacterized. The coding region runs from base 1 to 405 and encodes 134 amino acids. The transcript is spliced from 2 exons. The record is from RefSeq and is a predicted model, not a curated record. NCBI's taxonomy places the organism in Eukaryota, Fungi, Ascomycota, Sordariomycetes, Sordariales, Chaetomiaceae.